AUGGCAAAUCCUGUCACUGCAGAUGAGGCAUCGGAAAAGCGCAUACAGGAUUCUAUUGUUCAUGAGAAACAAGAUUUCGAGCUGAAGGCCGAGCUACAAUCCAAGUCAUCAGUGGAUAUAUCGACCAAGGAUGAGAAGUCUCUGGUGGUAAAUUCGAGAAACGCGGAUAUAACGUUAUCGUUUCUCUUGAAGCAUGACAAGGAUGUCCCUCCUAUCACAGAAGCCGAGGAAAAGAAGCUUGCACGAAAGGUUAUGUGGUACAUCGUGGGACUGACGGCGAGCAUUAAUUUCAUCACCUACAUAGACAAGGCGCAAUUGUCCUACAGCACUCUGUUAGGAUUUUUUGAAGAUGUAAACAUGUCCUUGAAUCGUUACAACAAUGUGAAUACCUUAUUCUACGUUGGCUAUAUUACCGGACAGAUCAACUUGCUGUUUAUCCAGAAGUUUCCUUUGAAGAACGUUGUUAUCGUCCUCCUGACGAUAUGGUGCAUCAUUAUGAUGGUACAAUGUGCAAUGACGGAUUACAAAGGUGUAUAUGUUCUUCGUCUCUGCUUAGGUUUCACGGAGGCUAUUAUCAUUCCUGCAUUGAACAACACAAUGCUGAUGUUCUUAACAGAGAAUGAAAAGGCAGCGACCGCCCCGAUUUUUGUUAUCGCGACGGUCAGUGUAUCCAUACCAAUGGGCGUCCUUUCCUACUUGAUCCUGCUGAUAAAGAACCCAGCUAUCUCACAUUGGAAAAUUCUGUCAAUUAUAAUCGGCAGCCUAACGUUUGUGGUAGCGCUCGUAGCGCUAUAUCUAUACCCGAAUAACCCAACCGAUGCCAAGUUCCUGUCGCUGAAGGAAAAGGUGUGGGUUAUCCGUAGAGUCCAAGAUACAACUGGCUCGUCCAUCGAGCAGAAGAAGAUCAAGAAACACCAGAUUAUCGAGGGUCUACGGGAUCCGAUCUCGUGGCUGUUCUUGCUUUUCUUUGCUACCCAACAGCUUGCGAACAAUCUGUCCUACCAACGUAACCUCCUACUGAAGAGCGCCGGCCACAUAGACGACAUGCACGCCUCCUUGAUUUCCUCGUCAUCUGGCGGCCUCGCAGUCAUUGGCUCCCUGGUCGCCAGUUUCAUCAUGUUCAAAAAGAAGAACUUCACUGCCUACACUGUGGUAUUGUGGAGUAUCCCGUCCUUCAUCGGCUGUGUGGCGAUGAUGGCACUACCCGACAAUGCGCACAUCGCCAUGGUCGUCAUGAUCUGCAUUGCCUCGUCCACCGAUGGAAUCCCCUGGAUCAUGAUGAUCAGCUGGAGCACAACGUCCACCUCUGGUUACUCGAAGCGGCUGACCCGUAUUGGCAUGGUUAUGGUCGGAUACAGUAUUUCAAACCUCAUUUCCCCCCAACUGUGGCAGGAGGCGCACGGCCCUCGCUACUACCCCGCAUGGGCGGUCCAAUUAUCACUUUCAUUCUUCUUUGCGCCUGCGCUGGCAAUACUCAUUCGUAUCAUUCUGGCCAGAAGGAAUAAAGAACGUCUAGCGCUGGCUAGCGACAACUUGGGUGCUGUGGAAAUAGAUGGAGACCUUGUGAAGACCAACUUGGCGAUGCUUGACCUAACAGACCUGGAAAACAAACAUUUCAUCUAUCCUUUGUAA
Eremothecium gossypii ATCC 10895 is the source of this 1632-nucleotide messenger RNA. RefSeq names its product ABR113Cp. Gene Ontology annotation, molecular function: L-cysteine transmembrane transporter activity. Lineage: Eukaryota; Fungi; Ascomycota; Saccharomycetes; Saccharomycetales; Saccharomycetaceae. Gene Ontology annotation, biological process: transmembrane transport; L-cysteine transport. The record is from RefSeq and is marked provisional. The transcript has a single exon. The coding region runs from base 1 to 1632 and encodes 543 amino acids. Gene Ontology annotation, cellular component: membrane.